Nicotiana tabacum (common tobacco) is the source of this 1671-nucleotide messenger RNA. RefSeq names its product non-specific phospholipase C1. Lineage: Eukaryota; Viridiplantae; Streptophyta; Magnoliopsida; Solanales; Solanaceae. The record is from RefSeq and is a predicted model, not a curated record. Gene Ontology annotation, molecular function: hydrolase activity, acting on ester bonds. Gene Ontology annotation, biological process: phospholipid catabolic process.
UAUCGACGGCCUGAACGGCUCCGAGUUUAACCUGGUCAAUGCGUCCGACCCUUCUUCCCCGAAAAUCUUUGUCUCCGAUGAUGCUGUCUUCGUUGACUCCGACCCGGGUCACUCCAUUCAAGCUAUUCGAGAGCAGAUAUUCGGGUCCAAUGAUUCCUCCGCUAACCCGGCUCCCAUGAACGGGUUCGUGCAGCAGGCUCUCAAUAUGGGCGUCCAUGAUAUGGAGCAAACCGUGAUGAGCGGGUUUAAACCGGAGUUGUUACCGGUUUACAGGGAGUUAGCGAACGAGUUCGGGGUGUUCGACCGGUGGUUCGCGUCGGUUCCGGCUUCCACUCAGCCAAACCGGUUUUAUGUUCACUCGGCAACUUCUCACGGAGCUUCCAGCAAUGUCCGCAGAGAUUUAAUCCAUGGGUUCCCUCAAAAGACCAUCUUCGAUUCUUUAGACGAAAAUGGCCUCUCUUUUGGAAUUUAUUACCAAAACAUCCCAGCUACGUUUUUUUUCAAGUCACUGAGAAAACUCAAACACAUUUUUAAGUUUCAUGAUUAUGCAUUGAAGUUCAAACUCCACGCUAAACUUGGGAAACUACCAAAUUACGUGGUGAUUGAGCAGAGAUACUUUGAUAUUAAACUUGACCCGGCUAAUGAUGACCAUCCAUCCCACGAUGUAGCACUUGGACAGAAAUUUGUGAAGGAGGUUUAUGAGACUCUGAGGGCGAGUCCACAGUGGAAAGAAAUGGCACUGUUGAUUACGUAUGAUGAACAUGGCGGGUUCUUUGAUCAUGUACCAACUCCGGUAUCUGGGGUGCCUAAUCCUGAUGGGAUUAUAGGGCCUCCUCCAUAUUACUUCAGAUUUGACCGCUUGGGUGUGCGUGUCCCUGCUUUCUUGAUUUCCCCAUGGAUUGACAAAGGCACUGUGAUCCAUGAAACAAACGGUCCAACCCCAUCUUCACAAUUUGAGCACUCUUCCAUACCAGCAACUGUGAAAAAACUUUUUAAUCUGAAGUCGAGUUUCUUAACCAAACGAGAUGCAUGGGCUGGGAGCUUUGAGAACUAUUUCCGCAUGCGUAAGACUCCCCGUGAUGAUUGUCCAGAGAAACUUCCUGAGGUGAAGACAAAUCUAAGACCAUGGGGACCAAGAGAAGAUGUAAAACUCUCUGAAUUUCAAAUAGAAAUGAUCCAGCUUGCGUCACAGCUUAAUGGUGAUCAUGUGCUCAAAAGCUACCCUGAUAUUGGACGGAACAUGAAUGUUGGUGAAGCUAAUCGAUACGUAGAGGAUGCAGUCAAUAGGUUCUUGGAAGCUGGAAGGGCUGCUCUAAGAGCUGGAGCAAAUGAGUCUGCCAUUGUUACAAUGAAACCAGCCCUCACUAGCCGAGCAUCAGAGGGAGGAUUCAACAAGUACCUGGAAGCCUACUAAUUUGGUUUAUGGGUCUUGUAAGUACUGCCCUAUUAUAUAUGUAUAUAUGUUAUGUUGUAUGUAAUCCACGAUCCUGCAUAACGAACCACACUUGCCAUCAAUUGUCCUUCCAAUGAUAAAUACAUUAUAUUAUAGUCUUGAAGAGCAAUGCUCGUUAAAAAAAUUAGGAAAGAUUUUUCUUUUAAGUGUUGGACCGAUUAUUGUAAUCACUUUUAGUAAACUCAUUUUAGCCACAUAUAUGUUCCCAUGAAUGCCCA